AUGCUGAGACUCGUGGUCUCUUUGUUCGUCCUUAACUUCUUUGGACCGUUGAGCGCCGUCGAAGGUCAACUUGUGGCGGAAAACUCAGACAUGAAGAAUGAUUUGUUCGUCAGAAUGGAAAAUGUGGAGAAAUUCAUGCAAACCAAAAUAGAUGCCCAAUUGCAGGCGAUACAGAAAAUGCUGGAGGACCUAAAUGCUGGAGGUCGAAAACAGAUCAUCGAUCCGAGAUUUGAGCGGAUUGGAUGUAGAUAUUUUUAUAUCGAACAUAAUAUUGAGAAAAACUGGGAUGAGGCUGCGGAAACAUGUCGAGAAAUGGGCGGCUACUUGGCGGCUUUCGAAAACCAAGAGGAAAUCGAAGCCAUAAUGCAGAAACUUAAGAAAGAGCAGUACUACUGGUACUGGACUGGCAUAAAGCAUUUGGAGGAGGAUGGCAAGUUCAUAUCUACGGCCUCCGGGAAGACGACUAACGUUUUUAAGUGGUACAGCGGACAGCCCGGAAAUAGCGGUGCAUGCGUUCUGCUAGAUUUUAUGGGGAUGCGUGAUUUCGAUUGUAGGCUUAAAAGUUCUUUUAUUUGCCAAUCAGAUAACGAAACAUAA
This is a messenger RNA of Drosophila takahashii, 597 nucleotides long. RefSeq names its product C-type lectin 37Db-like. Lineage: Eukaryota; Metazoa; Arthropoda; Insecta; Diptera; Drosophilidae. The record is from RefSeq and is a predicted model, not a curated record. Gene Ontology annotation, molecular function: signaling receptor activity.